Molecule: messenger RNA, 1533 nt
Organism: Camellia sinensis
Lineage: Eukaryota; Viridiplantae; Streptophyta; Magnoliopsida; Ericales; Theaceae
Product: E3 ubiquitin-protein ligase ATL6
Source: RefSeq, a predicted model, not a curated record
GUCUCUCUAUCCUCGGAUUAGGAUCAGUUCAAAAAAAAAAUAAAAUAAAUAAAAUAAAAAUUGGAUUAGGAUGAAUUAGGAUCGUCCCAGUCUUUGUCCUGCCCCCACGAAAUCCAGAGCUUUGAUUCGUCGUCCCCCCUUCCUUCAUAUAAAACAUUCCCUUCUCUCGCUUCCCGCACUUAAAAAUCAAAUCAGAACAUCCUUUUUGAACUCAAAUUCCCGAGAUGAGCAUCCAGUACAUUUCAUAGCCAUGACCAAUCACAACGGUCGGAUCAUCGCCCACACGUUUCCUUUCACUGCACCUGCACCUCACAGUAAUGCAAUCAAUCGCGCCCACGCGCCACUACUCGCACUACUGUUCUUGGCGGCGGCGGCACCACCUUAUGCGGCCGCGCAGAUGAGUUUGCAUCCUCCAUCAUCUUCUAUUUCUCCUUACACCAACUUCGCUCCGUCAACGGGGAUCGUCACCGUGGUCCUCGUUUGCUUCUUGUUCUUCAUCUGCUUCUUCUCCAUGUACAUCCUCCACUGCAUCAACGACACCGCCACGGAAGCAAAUUCCGCCCGAUUGCGGCGGUUCCCGCGCGGCCUCGAUCCGAAAGCAAUCGAGUCUUUCCCCAUUUUUCACUACUCGGAGAUCAAAGACCACAAGAUCGGCAAAGGAGCGCUACAGUGCGCGGUGUGUAUAAACGAGUUCGAAGACGACGAGAUUCUCAGAUUGCUUCCCAAGUGUGAUCACGUGUUUCAUUCUGAGUGUAUUGACGCUUGGUUGGCUUCUCACAGCACCUGUCCCGUCUGUCGAGCGAACCUCGUGCCGCCUCCUCCUCCGGAGAAGGUAAAUCAAUCGAAUGAAUCGAUUGAUGAGCACAAUUUCAGAACUGAACUCAGUGAAGUAGUGCAAAACGAGAAUCAAAUUUCAAUUUCAAUUAAUGUUGAAGAAGAAGAAGAAGAAAAUCAAAACAGAGAUCCGGAAGCAAGUGAGUUUCCGAAGCAGAAUCGAGAGCGAGUGGCGAAGUUUCAGAGGUCGCACUCGACGGGUCACUCACUGGUUGGACUCGGAGAGAGCUCCGAGAGGUACACGCUGAGGUUGCCGGAAGAAGUGAGGAAGCAGAUCAUGAUGAGUGGGGGGCUGAAGAGGACCAGGAGUUGCAUCUUGUUUUUCCCGACGGAAGGGAGUAGUCGGGGCCGGUCCGAUCGGGUUGGGAGGUUGGACCGGUGGGUUUUUAGCCUGACGCCACCGUUUUUCUCGAAGAACAACCGUUCCAAGGUGGGGGUUGACGGAGACGUAACGGAGGUGGGGAGCUCUAAGAUUAUAUGUGACGCCUGUGAAGACGCAGUUUGACUGUCUUGCGGUGAAGGGUGACGGAGUUGAACAAUUAUCGGCUCCCCUUCCUGUUUAAUUUAAUAUAGUAUUUAUUUCAUUAAAAUAUAUUUUUUUAUUAUAAUUCUUAAGAUAAAUUACAGUUUCACAUUAGUCCAGUUUAUUAUACAGUGUGUUUGGUUUGAAUUUUUUAGAUUAAGGGAUUGUUUGGAAUG